This is a messenger RNA of Colletotrichum karsti, 1281 nucleotides long. Its product is annotated as ankyrin repeat protein. The transcript has a single exon. NCBI's taxonomy places the organism in Eukaryota, Fungi, Ascomycota, Sordariomycetes, Glomerellales, Glomerellaceae. The coding region runs from base 1 to 1281 and encodes 426 amino acids. The record is from RefSeq and is a predicted model, not a curated record.
AUGUCGGAUCCAUUGUCGAUCGCCGCCAGCAUUGCGGGGGUCGCUGGAUUAGCUGACAUCGUAUUCAAUCGCCUUGUCAAGUACGGGAGAAUGGUCAAGAAUGCGGAGAAGGAGAUCAAGGACCUUGUAAAAGAGGUUGAUCUACUUACUGGCGCUCUCGAAAGCCUUAAACGACUCGCAAGGCUUCUCGAAGAUGGAGACUUUGAAGAAAGCCUUCGAAUGAAUCAUAUCGAUGCUUGCAAUAGCGUAUUGAUGGAGAUGGACAAGAAACUGAGGAAGGUGGAUGAGAAGUCUGUGAGACAGCGGCUUCUGUGGCCGUUCAAGAAUGAACGCGUCAAGGAAUGGUUGGAAGAAUUAUCCCGACACAGGGAAAGCAUCAACCUAGCUUUAUCCGCCAACUCACUGGAUGCUAUGUUGCGGGUCCUCGCACAGGCUGACCGCAAUGCCUCAGAGAUCGUUGCGGAGGUCAAGGAAACACGCAAGAUUACCAGCCGAAUCCACCAAGAUUCAGAACGCCAAAAAGUGCUGGAUUUCUUCCUGAAGUACAAUCCCCAGCAAAAUUACGACAUGAGUCUCCAAUUACGCCAUCCGAGAACUGGACUUUGGCUGCAAAGGCUGCCCGAGUUCCAACACUGGCUACAACAUCCCGACUCCAAGUUAUGGCUGAAAGGAAUCCCGGGAGCUGGAAAGACCGUGCUUGCGGGUUCAAUCAUAGAGGCGGCGAUGGGAAAGAGCACAGAGACCAUCCCGUCUGCUUUCUUUUUCUGCGACUACAAGGAACCACAGACACACGAAGUUGAAACAAUUCUAAUGGCUCUCGUCUAUCAACUUGCCAUCCAGAAUGAAGAGGCGUACAAGAGACUAGAAAGAUAUUACGAAGAACUCCAUCCAUCCCGUGGCCUGCCCAAGGCUCCCAAGGCCACAGCGUUGGAACGGCUUCUGAAUGAAAUGGUUCAACUGUACGAUCAUGUGUAUUUGGUCGUUGAUGGACUGGAUGAGUGCGGAACGCGCGUCGAUGAGGUAGUCGAAACUCUUUGCGACAUUUCAGAGGAGACGGAGAAUAUUUCUAUGGCUCUUCUGAGCCGCGACGAAGAUGAAAUUCGAGAUCGUUUGAUGUACGACUUUGUCUCUGUCGAAAUCGCCGCACACAAGGAAGACAUUACGGAGUACGUCACGGCGGAAAUUGCAGAGCGGAUUGGAAACCGAAAGCUUCAUAUCCAAGACCCAGAUCUCAGAGGAGAGAUACUGCAAGGGUUGGUUGGCGGCGCCAAAGGAAUGUAA